UUGAGACAUAUUUUUUAUUAAAAUUUAUUUCAGAGACGAUACUAUUACUGUCGCUUGGGUAGUCAAUGGAAGGGACAUUGGCGCAGAAUCUGGUUUUGAAUUGAGAAGCUACAAUAGACUUCUUAAUAUUACUUCACCGGAAGAGAAGUUUAGUAGGAUUGAUAGAGUCGAGAUAAGCUGCAGGAUCGUUGAGCGAGGGACAGUAACAAAUAUCACAACGGCGUAUCUUGAUAUUUCCGGAAGGCCAGGAAUCGUUCAGUGGGAUUUUUCUGGGACUUUAGUUAAGAAGGUUGGAGAGCCUUUGGAUGUCAGUUGUGAAACCUUCGGGAAUCCUGAGCCUUCACAACGUUGGAUUCGGGAUGGUCAGGCUUAUUCUGAAAAUUCCAGUCUUUACAUUGAAAAAAUGGUUCUCUCUGAUUUUGGAUUUUAUCAAUGUGAAGCUUCAAAUACUGCUGGAGUUUCUUUGCAGAAUCUUUGGUUUAUUCCUUUGGCACACUCAUUUUUGAACCUCCUUAUUUAUUUAUAUCAGUUUUUUCUCUCUUUAGAAAUAAAUUAUAUCAAAAACGGUCCGGCAAACUCUAGCGAAUUGAUUGGGAGUGAUAUAAGAAUGCCUUGUGAGGUUCAAGACGAACUGGCUCGUCGAGAAGAUGUCCGUGUUGAAUGGUUGUGGAAGGAUGUUCUUAUCCCACCAAACGGUGAUCAUAGACUUAGUAUUAAGCCAGAUGGAGCACUUGAAAUUAAACAAGUUGGUCCUGAAAAUAUCGGUUUGUACACAUGCCGUGUCAAGGUUGGUUCUAAGGAACAGACGAUGUCAGCUUGGCUUAAAAUCAUUGAAAAGCCGUCAAUGCCUGGGCUUGUGAAGGCUGAAUUGUUGAAUGAAACGAUAAGGGGUAGCAUUUUGGUUUCUUGGAAAGAGGGGUUUGACGGUAACUCUCCGAUAAUUAAACAUAUUGUGAGGAUGCGCAGCUUAGGCCCUACAGGAAUUUGGUCAGAUUGGGAGGUGGUCAAUGAAAAUGUUCCUGAAGAACUUUGCUCUGCUUGGUCAAUUAUCGUGGACAAUUUGAAGCCAUCUUCAACCUUGGAAUUUCAAGUAGUUGCUGUCAAUCGUCAUGGGGCUGGGAAGCCUUCACUGCCCUCGAAUAAUGUCACCACUCCGCAGCAGCCGCCUGCUGCUGCCCCAAGAAACGUUGCUGCGAACGCUAGAACGUCAGCUUCGAUUAUGGUGCAGUGGCAGCCUCCUCCUCCAGAGCAAUGGAAUGGUGAUAUACUUGGGUAUAUAAUACGUUAUCGACUGGCAAAUUAUGCUACUUUGGUUUGGAAUGAAAGGAACGUCAGUGAUGGUACGAAAAGAAAUGCACUUCUGGAUCAUCUUAUAACUUGGAGGGAGUAUGAAAUACAAGUAGCUGCGUACAACCAUCGAGGAAUGGGUGUUUUUAGCAAACCAAUUUAUGUGACAACUCUGGAAGGCGUUCCAACCCAAGCUCCUAAGAACUUGAAAGUUCGUGUAUUGAAUUCAACUGCAGUUGACGUGUCUUUUACUUCUCCUGACCCUCAAAUGGUGCCUGGAUUUAACCUGGGUUAUAAGAUCGAGUUUUGGAAAGGUUCUGUAGCCGCGGGUCAUUUGUUUCGCCAGAUCAGGGUUCCUCCGGACGAGACUAAUAUCUCUGAAACUGUUGGUGAUUUGGAGAAAUUCGGGCAUUACAACGUUACUGUUCUUUGUUACACUACACCUGGUGAUGGUCCGAGGAGCGAACCAAAAGAAGUUAUUACAAUGGAAGAUUUGCCAAAUGCGGUUGAAUUCCUACGUUUUGAUAAUGUCUUGUUUAAUUCAGUCGAUGUUUUGUGGGAUCCUCCAGCAGAGCCAAAUGGAAUCAUUCAAAGAUACAUUAUUCGAUAUUGGGAUAGUGAAAAUGUGAAAAGUGCUCAGGUACGUGAAGUUGAUUCUACUGCGAACAAUAUUACGAUUGAUGAGCUGAGCCCCUCCACACAUUAUACCGUUGAGCUUCAACCGUUUACGUCUGUUGGUGGAGGUCCAAAAGUCGAGGCAACUUUUGAGUCUGGUGUGCCACCAGAGCUUCCUGGACGGCCUUCUUCGUUGGAAGUGCUUGAAAUUGGUUCGAAAAAUGUUAUUUUACGGUUUUUGCCGGGGUUUGAUGGUCAUACUGUGAUUCGCAAAUGGAUAGUUGAGGGAAAGACCUAUUUAUCAUCCGCUUUCUAUCCAGUUUUUGAGAUCAAAGCUUCAAAAGCCCGAUCUAUCCUCGUUCAAAAUCUGAGACCAUUUACAAAAUAUCAGUUGCGAUUGAUUGCCGAAAAUGUGCGCGGUAAAAGUGCUCCGUCAGAUGCUACUGAGGAGUUCAUGACUCUUCAAGCGGAACCAGAGGUGGCUCCUGAUAUUCUCUUUACAAAACCCAUUAGUGCGACCUCAGCAUCGGUCGUAUGGAGUCCUUUACGGUCGGUUCAGUGGAAUGGUCACCCUAAAGGAUAUCUUAUCUUGUACCGGAGAGAGGACAAGGGUCAAAGUUCUUCAUGGAGGGAAAUUCGUGUCGCAAACAGCAGAGCCGGUGACUUUGUUCUUACUGAUUUGCGUCCGUACACACUUUACGAAGUUGAAGUUCGUGCUGAAAAUUCUGUUGGAAGGAGUAGACGUUCUAAAUCCGUAGCAGUAAAAACGUAUGAAGAUGUUCCCUCUGCUCCUCCUCCUGAUGUGGAAUUGGUUAUAAAUGAUCUUGAAGUGGCUGUAGUUUUUUGGAAACCGAUUGAAAGUAGUUCUGCUAACGGAGUUGUUAUUGGUUACAAAGUACAACGUUAUCGUUCUGAAUUCUCGAGAUUUGCAGAAGUUGAUGCACUGAGUUUAAAAACUAGUUUUUAUCAUUUGCAUCCGUUUAUGCGGUAUAGGGCUUUUGUCAGUGCUUUUACUGUUGUUGGUUCCGGGCCGGAAAACUCCUCUGCUUUUGUAACAACUGAAGAAGAUUGUCCAGGCGAACCUUACAUUGUUGCGUUUUCUCACGUUAGUGAAACAGAAGUGAGACUUAAGUGGAACCCUCCUCUAGACCCGCCAAACGGUGUAAUUCUACAUUAUGAAAUAAUGUACUGGAAGCACGGCAACGAAAAGGAUGCGACUAAAAUCAAGUUAAUAUCAAAUGUUUAUGGUCAUUCCGCUACUGGUCUUCAAAGGGACGCUCAUUAUAAAUUCGCAGUUUCUGCUGAAACCUCAGUUGGAUGGGGUCCUAAAGCAGUUGUUAGCGUGUUAACCACAAAUGAUCCUGACUUUUAUUUUACGACAUCUUCUAGUUUGAAACCGAAUACAAAUUACCAAGUCCGCAUUCGAUUUAACAACGACUUUGGGCAAAGCCCUUGGUCAGUUGAGUCGUCAUGGAUCAAAACGCUUGAAGAUAUUCCGUCUGCUUCUCCUGUGCUACUGGAGGCAUCACCGUACGAAUCUGCUUCUAUCAUGCUACUGUGGCAUCCGCCAUUAAAAGAACAGUGGAAUUCUGAUGUUAUUAGAUUUCGAGUUCUGUAUCGUGAUUAUUUUUCAAAUAGUAGCGAAAUUACUGAGGAAGUUGAGGCGAAUAAUGAGCCAGAUUCAGAAGUGCAUUACAUUGUCAGAAAUUUGAAAAGUUUCCGACAUUAUAUGGUUCAAGUGCAGACUGUCAAUGAUAUUGGAAGUAGUUCAUACUCUUCACCUGCAUUCGUUUAUGUCGGCUACGUAAUACCGAAGCAGAAGGUUAAAGGACUUGUUGCUGAACCACUUUCUUCAUCUUCGGUCUCUGUAAAGUGGGAUCUGUCAGAUGAUAUCUUGGAUGUUAUUUCUGGUUUUAAAGUUAGAUACGUUCCUGUUUUACCGGUUCUUUCAAGCAAUGGCGUUUUUGAAGAAAUGGUUGUGGCCGAAAAUACUUCUGUCGUUUUAACGGAGCUCAGAAAGUUUACUGAGUAUCAGCUAUCCGUCUCUUCAUACAAUCCCGCUGGGGAAAGCGAAUUAACGAAAGUGCGUGUCACAACUUUGGAGGAUCGUCCAGGACCGGUUUCUGGGCUUAUUUUUUCGGAUAUUUUGUUGGAUUCAGUCAAUGUUUCGUGGGCACCUCCAAAUGAACCUAAUGGAAAGAUUAUUGGCUAUUUAAUUAAUUACAGGACUAACAAGCUUAAGGAAAUUCAAGAGAAGACUUCUUUAAGCCAUCAUGUUGUCACCGGUCUUGAACCAAAUAUCACUUAUUUCUUUUCUCUUCGUGCGGAGACAUCUGCUGGAUAUGGGAACGAAGUUGUUGGCAACGUCUCGAUUGCACCCGUGCAAGGAUGUCCGGAAGCUCCUUCAAAGCCUCGCUUAUUGCCGGGACAGAUGUCUGUAGCAUUGGAGUGGCAGGAUGGUACUUACGGAGACACUCCAAUCAAAGGACAUAUAAUUCAAGCAAAACGGAUUGCUCCCUAUGGAAAUAAUCAUCACUCAAGUAAACCUCAACACGUAAUUGGCGAAUGGAUUACUCUUUCUAAUAUCCAAGGCAAGCAGGGUCACUAUGAAGUUGGUUACCGUUAUCUAGAGGCUUCAUCAUUCUAUGUUUUUCGGGUUUUUGCCUGUAACUCUCGUGGAGCCAGUUUUGGUAGCCCUGAGUCAGAUCAACUUCAUGUUCCUGCUUUUUUACCCGAGGAUCCUUUUUACACGAAAUGGUGGUUUAUUGUAAUGGUUGCUCUAGUUAUAUUUGUCGUGAUUGUUAUUGUUGUGGCUUUCUUGUGUGUUACUGGUAGUCGGUAUAAGUACGCAAAACGGAAUUCUGCAGAUUCUCUGCAACUUGCAGAUGGUGAUAUCGUAAGUUAUGAACUAAGAAUAACAGACUUCUUCAGGCGCGAUACUCCGAUCAGACCAAACACAAACACUUCUUGGAUUUCUGACUCAAGAGAUCUACCUGCAUAUGGCAGUAUUGCAGACGUAUCGCCUCCAAACAACAUGUACGGUUCGUUGACUACUGAUGUUACUCCCGAAAGGCGGACUUCGGCGCUACUCAACAUGGGUUUUGGCCGGCUUUACACUAGUGGACCAUACGGAAACAGUGAACCUAUGUUAGAGCAGCAUUCGUUGGAUGUUGAUCUACCGGGAGAUCUUAGGGAGAACAACAGUGGAGAACCAAAUAUUGGUAGAUUAAAUUCAUUAGUGUUUAGUAGCUUCUGUUUCAUCUUCAGUCAAUUCUUUUGUAAAUCAAAAAGUUUCAAAGUGGUUUUGCUGCACAGUGCGUAG
Messenger RNA from Enterobius vermicularis (human pinworm), 5224 nucleotides. The record is from the annotation of a GenBank genome assembly. Lineage: Eukaryota; Metazoa; Nematoda; Chromadorea; Rhabditida; Oxyuridae.